Chaetomium strumarium is the source of this 771-nucleotide messenger RNA. RefSeq lists its product as uncharacterized. NCBI's taxonomy places the organism in Eukaryota, Fungi, Ascomycota, Sordariomycetes, Sordariales, Chaetomiaceae. The transcript has a single exon. The record is from RefSeq and is a predicted model, not a curated record. The coding region runs from base 219 to 755 and encodes 178 amino acids.
CCAAACGGCCAUUUUCCACGGCAAACCAGGCACCAAAGGAAUUCUUAAGGCACAGCGGGGUCCCACUGUGCGACAAACGAUCGUGAGCAGAAUAGGGAGCCAUCGACCACGGCUGCAGACGACGGCGCCGGCUUCGAAGUUCAAGCGAGCAGGAUAUCGCCCGCGCACAUCGAAGAGCACCUCACCCUAACUACCAGUGGCCCCUCAAGGCACAUCCCAUGAGCGGCAACAUGUCCUCGCAGCGCCCCUUCUUCCUCUCCACCUUCUUCGCCGCCUUCCGGCAGCAAACAACACCAUCGUCGCUCUCAAACGCAAGUGCCUCGACCCAGCAACCGAACAAACACAACCCACAACCCACCGCCGCCCAACCAGCCUCAGCCGCAACACCGCGCUCGAUAACAACGUCUGCCGCCGCGGUAGCAGCUUCCCAAGCCACCUCCCCGUCCACCUCAGCAUCACGUUCCGGCGGGGUAAUGAGCCAGCUCCCAUUACAUUCACCCCGACACCCCCACCACCACCAUCAUCAUCACAGCGGCGGCAUCCCGAUACCUCAAUCACAAGGCACCCAUGAUAACAGCCAUGGCCGGAGGAGAGGCAGUGAUAGCAGCAGCGAGGGAUUUAGGGACGCCCUCGGGACCGAAAAGCUGUACAUCGGGGGCCGGACGGCGACGGGCGAAGAGAGAUUCUUCAAGUUGGGAGUGGUGCGGAGGGUGAGGAGCGGGGAUAGGCUGAGCUUGGAUCGACUGAGUCUGUGAGAGACGCGGUACGGCA